AACCACAUCCACAUGUGGUUUGCUCCUAUAUCGCACCAAAUUAUGCCGUUUUAAGAGAGCUAUGAUCACCAGAAUUAGUCCUCUAAAUUAAGACAGCUGCAGAAAACAGUACUCUUUUGACUAUGCAUAUAUUUCACCCAAUUAGGUGCAUCAUUAUUCAUUGCUCACAUAAUUGUUGGAUACAAUCAUACAAUAUGCACGCAUUUAGUACAUUUACAUCAAUUUUGUGUUCAGCCAACUUAAUCUGUUAAUCAUUAUAUCUUCUUAGGAAAUAUGAGAACUCUUCAAAUCUCUCAAACAUUGAAAUUCGUUGAUCAUUUUACUGAGAGGGUUAGUGAUGUAAGAAAGUAUACAAGAAUUACAUCGUUUAUGGUAGUUUGUUUCAUAUCAUUGCCUGUUUUUGUUUUGUUGUUUAAGAACUCAAAGAUUCAUCUUUUCGAGACGCCGGUUGACAGUUCUACAAAAUCUUUGGAGGAGAAUGCACAAAACAUCUCAUCUGAGCUCUUGGAAGGAAUUUCACAGGAUGUUACACCAUUUCUUGUAGGGGAAUACAACAAUUCAUCAAAACCAACUAAUACUAGUAGCAUCCCUAUUAAUGAUCAACAAAAAUUGGUUGAUGAGCUCGUAGCUUCUGGAUUUGAUAAAGAAUCAUGCAUAAGCAGGUACCAAUACUCUUCAUACCACAAAAACAAACCAUAUAAACCAUCUCCUUAUUUGAUAACUAAAUUACGAAGCUACGAAGAACUCCAUGCUCAGUGCGGUCCUCAAUCAUCGUCCUACAGACGUUCCAUACAUAAGCUCUCAAGAUCACAUUACAUGAAUGAUAGUGAGACCACAUCAUGCAAGUACCUAGUUUGGACUCCUGCCAAUGGUUUAGGGAAUAGAAUGGUUAGUAUGGCAUCGGCUUUCUUGUAUUCCCUUCUUCAAAAUCGAGUUUUCCUCGUUGAGUUUGAGGCCGAAAUGGAUGACCUCUUUUGUGAACCAUUUCCUAAUUCAACAUGGCUAUUACCAAAAAAUUUCCCACAUAAAAACCAUUGGAGUCAACUACCAAGUUUCAAAAACAGGGUAAAUUCAGGGGAGGGUAAGUUUAUUCCUUCAUUUUUUCACCUUGAUCUACAACAUGGACAUGGUGAUGAUAAUCUUCGGCACUUCCAUUGCACUAAAAUUCUUUCGAGUUUAGAAAAAAUCCCGGUUUUAAUCCUACUAUCGGACCAAUAUUUCGUUCCUUCCUUGUUUAUAUCAUCCUUUAAGGAAGAACUAAACAGAAUGUUUCCAGAGAAAGAUGCAGUUUUUCACCACUUGGGUCAUUACCUUUUCAACCCUUCUAAUGAAGCUUGGGGACUAAUUACAAGGUUUUAUCAAGCUUACUUAGCCAAAGCAGAUGAAAAAAUUGGAUUGCAAAUUAGGGUAUUUGACCAUCAACAAGUUCCGUCCCAAAAUAUAAUGUCACAAAUUUUAGCAUGCACCCAAAACUAUAACAUACUGCCUUCAUUUGAUGAUACAAAAAAAUCUUUGUAUUCUCCAUUGCGAAACUCAACCUCAAAAUCAAAGGCUGUUCUAGUUGCAUCGUUAUAUCCCGAGUAUGCGGAAGGAUUGAGGAGUAUGUACUGGACAAGGCCAACAAUGAAUGGAGAUAUGGUCGGAGUUUAUCAGCCAAGCCAUGAAGAGUUGCAGAAAUUUGGUGACAAUGUGCAUAAUAUGAAGGCAUGGGCUGAAAUUUAUCUUCUAAGUUUGUGUGAUGUGUUAGUGACUAGCCCUCAGUCCACUUUUGGGUAUGUUGCCCAAAGUUUAGGGGGAUUAAAACCAUGGAUUAUGGUUGGAUUAGGGAGAAAAGAGUUCCAAGAUUCCCCAUGCAAACAAGGUUUUUCUAUGGAGCCGUGUUUUCAUAUUCCUCCACAAUAUGAUUGUGAGGGUAAGAACAAGAUUAAUAAUUUUACUAAUCUUUAUGCUCAUUUAAACACUUGUGAGGAUGUGUGGUGGGGAGUUAAGUUAGUUGAGAUGCAUGAAUUAAACUGAAUUAUGGUAUGUAUAUAACACAUUUUUUUUAUUUGGUAUGUAUGUAGUAUAUAUGUUUCUACGCUUGGGCGAUUAAAGAACAGUAGGUAAAUAGCACUAUUAUGCUAGCCCGAGCAGCAGGUGAUGGUCUAGUGAUAUUAACAUUACCUCUGAUCUUAGGGGUUCCGAAGAUUGCUAUUUACCUAUUAUGUGGAUUAGGAGUAUUAAAAAGGUGAGUUGAGUUGAAGUUGAUA
Beta vulgaris subsp. vulgaris (sugar beet) is the source of this 2249-nucleotide messenger RNA. RefSeq names its product galactoside 2-alpha-L-fucosyltransferase-like. Lineage: Eukaryota; Viridiplantae; Streptophyta; Magnoliopsida; Caryophyllales; Amaranthaceae. The coding region runs from base 274 to 2016 and encodes 580 amino acids. Gene Ontology annotation, cellular component: Golgi apparatus; membrane. Gene Ontology annotation, molecular function: galactoside 2-alpha-L-fucosyltransferase activity. The transcript is spliced from 2 exons. Gene Ontology annotation, biological process: xyloglucan biosynthetic process; cell wall biogenesis. The record is from RefSeq and is a predicted model, not a curated record.